UGAUGUCAUAGCAUAGGCAGCAACUGUUCCUACAACAUUGAUAAUUAGAUGAAGCUGGUCGGUCCAGAUGUCAUAAACAAAUCUGGCACUUAAGCUCACUAACCCUAAUCGAUACCACCACCAUCAUCAGCAUCUUACCUUGUCCCAUGCCUUCUUCAAACAACAUCACGAUAUUCGCGCCCAACGGUACCUCAUGGAAUGAAGUAGGCGAGUUUAUUUGUGUUCAAGCAGGGUGGCUUCAAGUUUCAAAGUUCAUUAUCCUCUAUUAUGUGGCCCAGGCAUUCACUAUCGUAACCAGACCUGGAGAGGGCUUUGCACAGACUAUAUACAGUUGUCUCCUUGCCAUAUUCUUUCCUAUCACGGCUUUAAGUCGUGGACUGGAUGCAAUUUGCCGCCGAGCCUCGUUCCAUGGCAGCCUAAAAGACAUACUACUUGGACUUAUUGGUGCUGGCGACAAUAAGCACAAACUGCGUACAGCUAUACGUGCAGGGGCUGUCGGUGUCUUGAUACGAGAACACGAUCAUCCACAAAGUGAAAUGAACUUUAGUAACAUCGGAAGAAAAUGGAGUCCAGGUGCAAGACUUCAUGACUAUGAAAAAGACGACACAACCGAAAACGACCCACGAGUCCAACCCGUAUACCGGAUUGACAUAUCAGGAGAACCAAAGGGACCCGUGCACUCACUAAAAUGGCGUCACAUCGCUGGACUUGUGUCUAACCAAGUGCAAAACACUGGCUACUUCUUUGAAGAACACCCCAUUACUUCUAUUGGCAAAGUAAACUUCGAUAACUUAGACAAGAAAUCGUUAGAAAUAGCCCAGAGCUCAUCCCUUCUUAAAAUUCUUGUCGCUCUGUUUCAAGCGGUCUACGGCAUUGUCGACCUGAUAUACUACAGUACAAACCGACAUCUUUUCCGAGAAUAUGGAUACUCGCUGUAUUUGUAUACUACUUUUCCGUACCUGUUUACAGCGAUUAUCAACCUAUUGGGCAAUUUAGCGACUCCUACGUAUCCAACCGUAUACCUCCUCCGGAACACGGUCAUGAGCGAAGCGGAGAGUCGGAACUCGAAAUUUGAAGCUUGCGUCAUUGGUGAGCUGUUGCCCCUUGGAGACGGUGAGCUGUUGCCCCUUGGAGACGAAGUGGACAAGCAGCCCUUGGAGAUUGCGAAGGCGCAUACAGAAGAGGAGGACCACGAAUCCAGAAGUAGAACACAUGUUUGCUUCGACGCGGACUGUACAGAACGCACGAGCCACACCUCUCUCAAAGUUAGAUCUGGACGGCUAGAACAGAAGCCUGAAUACAAUCUACUCUACGGAACGAUAAUUCAAAUAAUCGUUAUAUCGCUCUUUGUCGCGAUUACCGUUGGGCCUUUUAUUUAUGCAGCGAUCAAAUACCCUGUUACGCAGACCUGGCAGAGGAAGAUUGUUCCUCCUCUCAGGGCUACCUUUGUUAUCCUCAUUGGGUGGGUUGUCUCCUGGAUCGACGAUGAUAAUCCUGUUAUUUUAGGAUUAUUGAACGCCUUAUUUGAGAAAGGGAAGAAGAGCGAGGCAGGAAACUACAUCACAAAAAAUUGGACAACGGUGGUGCUUUGGGCUCUGUCACAUGGAAUUGGGAUCGCUAUUUUCGCAUGGAAUGUCUCUCUAGUGAGUGAUCAGAUUAUCAACGUCGGGAGUUGUAAGAGAACAACCGGGCUGUAGAGAGACCAGCCACAAAGCUUCGCCUUCACAGGAGCUGAGUCUCACCAUUUUACUACCCAUGGAGUUCGAUGUGACUCCUUUUUAGAUACUCAAAUAUAUGUGUGCGAAAUGAUAUUGCUCUGAAGACUCAGCUAAGGUUUAAGCAUUGAGCCUACUUCUGUCGGG
This is a messenger RNA of Aaosphaeria arxii CBS 175.79, 1862 nucleotides long. RefSeq lists its product as uncharacterized. Lineage: Eukaryota; Fungi; Ascomycota; Dothideomycetes; Pleosporales. The record is from RefSeq and is a predicted model, not a curated record. Bases 147 to 1697 code for a protein of 516 amino acids. The transcript has 2 exons.